AUGAACAUCACUAACUGUACCACAGAAGCCAGUGUGGCUGGGAGAGCCAAGACCAUCACUGAGAAGAUGCUCAUCUCCAUGACCCUGGUCAUCAUCACCACCCUGACCAUGUUGCUAAACUUGGCCGUGAUUAUGGCCAUCUGCACCACCAAGAAGCUCCACCAGCCUGCCAACUACCUGAUCUGUUCUCUGGCCGUGACAGACCUCCUGGUGGCAGUGCUAGUCAUGCCCUUGAGCAUCAUGUACAUUGUCAUGGACAGCUGGAAGCUAGGGUACUUCAUCUGCGAGGUGUGGCUGAGUGUGGACAUGACCUGCUGCACCUGCUCCAUCCUCCAUCUCUGUGUGAUUGCCCUGGACAGGUACUGGGCCAUCACCAAUGCUAUUGAGUAUGCCAGGAAGAGGACCGCCAAGAGGGCAGGACUGAUGAUCCUCACGGUCUGGACGAUCUCCAUCUUCAUCUCCAUGCCCCCUCUGUUCUGGAGGAGCCACCGCCAACUCAGCCCGCCCCCCAGUCAGUGCACCAUCCAGCAUGACCAUGUCAUCUACACCAUUUACUCCACUCUUGGGGCAUUUUAUAUCCCCUUGACUUUGAUACUGAUUCUCUAUUACCGGAUUUACCACGCAGCCAAGAGCCUUUACCAGAAAAGAGGGUCAAGCCGGCACUUAAGCAACAGAAGCACAGACAGCCAAAAUUCAUUUGCGAGUUGUAAACUUACACAGACUUUCUGUGUGUCUGACUUCUCCACCUCAGACCCUACCACAGAGUUUGAAAAGUUCCACACCUCCAUCAGGAUCCCGCCCUUUGACAAUGAUCUAGAUCACCCGGGAGAGCGCCAGCAGAUCUCUAGUACCAGGGAGCGCAAGGCAGCGCGCAUCCUGGGGCUGAUUUUGGGUGCAUUCAUUUUGUCGUGGCUGCCAUUUUUCAUCAAAGAGUUGAUUGUAGGUCUGAGCAUCUAUACCGUGUCUUCUGAAGUGGCCGAUUUUUUUACAUGGCUUGGUUAUGUUAAUUCUCUGAUCAACCCUCUGCUCUACACCAGUUUUAAUGAAGACUUUAAGCUGGCUUUUAAAAAGCUCAUUAGGUGCCGAGAACAUACUUAGGUUGUAAAAAACCAAAAGGCAUGAAUUUGACCAGCCUCCUGCGUGGACGGGGUUAAUUCUUGAACAUUGUUGGUUCAGGAGAGUUUGUAAGUAUGUGUGGUCUUGUUUUAUUCGUUUGUUCUGUUUUGUUUGAGGCUUGUUAUUUGGUGUGCUGUUUUCUACUUCUGGUCUUGUUUGUGGUACAUAAUUUCAAAUAAACAUUAUCAUACAAAAACAGAUAUUUCAUAAAAGUAAUAAUAAAGUGAACUAGUAAAUA
Molecule: messenger RNA, 1354 nt
Organism: Eptesicus fuscus (big brown bat)
Lineage: Eukaryota; Metazoa; Chordata; Mammalia; Chiroptera; Vespertilionidae
Gene: HTR1E
Product: 5-hydroxytryptamine receptor 1E
Exons: 1
Coding region: 1-1098 (365 amino acids)
Biological process (GO): G protein-coupled receptor signaling pathway, coupled to cyclic nucleotide second messenger; chemical synaptic transmission
Cellular component (GO): dendrite; plasma membrane
Molecular function (GO): G protein-coupled serotonin receptor activity; neurotransmitter receptor activity
Source: RefSeq, a predicted model, not a curated record